This is a messenger RNA of Penicillium nucicola, 1512 nucleotides long. RefSeq names its product putative spindle poison sensitivity protein Scp3. Gene Ontology annotation, biological process: protein polyubiquitination. Bases 1 to 1512 code for a protein of 503 amino acids. The transcript is spliced from 3 exons. Lineage: Eukaryota; Fungi; Ascomycota; Eurotiomycetes; Eurotiales; Aspergillaceae. The record is from RefSeq and is a predicted model, not a curated record. Gene Ontology annotation, molecular function: ubiquitin protein ligase activity; metal ion binding.
AUGAGAGGUCGUGCACCUCUCCCAGUUUCGUCGGGGGCAGCGCCCCAGAAUGGUCAUACCCGCAGUCAGUCGGGACUCGACGUUGCCCGCAGUCCUCCGAACCAGAGCAACAAGAACACCAAACAUGUUCCUUGCAAAUUCUUCCGCCAGGGUGCCUGUCAGGCAGGCCCCGCUUGUCCAUUCUUACACUCUACUGAUGCAGGAAUUGACUACGCCCCGUGCAAAUACUUCACAAAGGGAAACUGCAAGUUCGGCGCCAAAUGCGCACUGGCGCAUAUCCUCCCCGAUGGACGACGAGUGAACCGGCCAACUGGAAACAUGGGUGGCCACCUCAAUUUGGGUGGCCGAGUGAACCCGCAGGCAUAUGUUAACCAGGACUCAGCUCUUACCAACUCUGUUCUCUCGCAGCAGCGCAUGAACGGUCACGAGCAGCCUCGAUAUGCCCCGCAGCUCCCCCCGCAGGAGGAGUACACAUCCCUGCAACAGCCCCCCUAUGAUGCGAUCCCAACAAUUGACACGGGCCUUGCCUCCGAUGCCGGAUCUAAGUAUGGGUCCCCAGCCGAAGAUGUUCGCUUCCCGAUGUCGCCCAACAACAACCACCUGACUGCUCUUGAUGCGGGGCUUCCUGCUUCAUUUGACAGCCAGGGCAUCUCCCAUGCUGCUCGUUAUGGCCCGGUGGCUGCUUCGAUGCCAUCGCAAUUUGGCCUAGAAUCGCCUCCGGCCCAGAGACCCGCGCUGAACAAUGCUUUCCGCAAUCUCCAUGACAUUUACGGUUCUAGCUUCCAGAGGAAGCCUUCCUCAAACAUUGGAUCGUCGCCUCCAGCUCCCGAAGACACCGGUCCUCGGUUCAUGCAUUCUUCCCGCCCUGUUAAGCCGCGCAUGCUUUCCGCUAGUGUGCCCCGACCUACCGCUCUCGAGGAUUGGGACGAGAACUUCCCGAUGGAGGAAGACUAUUUGCCAGUCAACUUGCAUGACGAUGUUCUCACACCACAGGAGAAGCUGCGUCGGCUCUCUCGCACUGACAAUGACUUGGGCUCUAGUCACCGUGACAUCAGUGGUUUUGGCAUGACUAGCACCAGCUUUUCCAAAACUGGUUCUCCUUUGGCAUCGAGUCCAUCUCGUUUUGGGGCCUUGUUUGCCAAGCAGCGUCAACGCAAAGAAGAGGAGUCACACGGCUCUUCUUCUUUCCACAUUGGAUCUCCCCUGCGUGAAUCAUCAUUGAACCCAAUUGCUAGUCCUAGCCUCGGUCCUAUUGGUAGCAGCCGUGCUUCCCAUGAUGGCUCACCGUUUGUUUCAAGCCCUGGACGUCAAUCUUCGAUGUCUAUGAUCUCCGAACAGCUUGGUGGCAUGUCACUUCACCCUCCCAUUCGUCACACCGCUAUUCCUUCGGCUCGCAUUGACCGAGCUAUCUCCUCUCCGGUUACCAACAGCAAGAUCGAAGAAGAGGAGCAGAGCGAUCUGGUCUUCUCCAUGGAAGAAGAGGAGGGCAACAAGCGGAGCGGCGCCCCCUGA